Cadophora gregata is the source of this 1185-nucleotide messenger RNA. RefSeq lists its product as uncharacterized. The transcript has 3 exons. The coding region runs from base 1 to 1185 and encodes 394 amino acids. Gene Ontology annotation, molecular function: protein binding. Lineage: Eukaryota; Fungi; Ascomycota; Leotiomycetes; Helotiales; Ploettnerulaceae. The record is from RefSeq and is a predicted model, not a curated record.
AUGCCGUCACCGACUCCCAAAGAAUCAACAACACCCCCACCACACAUCUCUAUCACCGACCCUGCCGCCACUGACUCCGCAGACCACGAUACCCCCAAAACACCACGGAGUAGCAGUGGUUGGGAUGGCAAACUACGUUUGGAGAAGAAUGUCGAGCUGGUAAACCCAGAGGCGAUUUCAGAUGCGGAGUAUACAGACGAGGAGAAUGUGUUGCCUGGAGAGCAGAUUGAGGCGGAUGAAGGUAUGGCUUUCUUGCGCAUAAAGUUGAACCUGUACGAGGAAGAGGACCUUCUAGACGACUACCCCUCCAACACCACCGAGAUCGACUGCGUCCACGCGCGAAUAUCCUCCAUCCCCUCCCUCCGCCUCGAACGCUUCCCCCAAACCCAACGCCUCUGCCUCCGCCAAAACUCCAUCCCCUCCAUCUCCGGCCUCGAGCCCCUCUCCAACACCCUCACAGACCUCGACCUCUACGACAACCUGAUCUCCAAGAUCUCCCACCUCGACAACCUCACACUCCUCAAAUCCCUCGACCUCUCCUUCAACAAGAUAAAGCACAUCAAAAACAUCUCGCACCUCACACAACUCACAGACCUCUAUUUCGUGCAGAACAAAAUCAGCGUCAUCGAGAAUCUGGAAGGGCUGACCAAACUGCGGAAUUUGGAAUUGGCAGCAAAUCGGAUUCGUGAGAUUCAAGGCUUAGAGACUUUAACAGCUUUAGAAGAGCUCUGGCUAGGGAAAAACAAAAUCGUUGAAAUCAACAACCUCUCCUCCCUCACCAAUCUCAAAAUCCUCUCCAUCCAGUCCAACCGCAUCCGCUCCAUCACAGGCCUCAGUUCCCUCCCACACCUCGAAGAACUCUACAUCAGCCACAAUGCCCUGACGUCUCUCUCCGGACUAGAAUCCUGCACGGGGCUGCGCGUCCUGGAUAUCAGUAAUAACCAGAUUGAGAGUCUGGCUGGGUUGGAGGGGCUAGAGGAGCUGGAGGAGGUGUGGGCGAGUUAUAAUUUGGUGGGGGAUUUUGCGGAGGUGGAGAAGGUGUUAGGUGGGAAGAAGGAGUUGAAUACGGUUUACUUUGAGGGGUGUCCGCUGCAGUUGCGGCAGCCGGCGUUGUAUAGGAAUAAAGCUAGGUUGGCGCUGCCGCAGGUGAAGCAGAUUGACGCUACUUUCAUCCGCGUAUCAUAG